AUGCAAACCUUUCUAAAUGGAUUGGGAAUUGGAGUUUCAUCAAAAUCGUUACAAUUACAUAAAGUAGCAUUAGAUAUAGUGGAAAUUGAUCCAGUAGUAUAUGAGUAUGCUAGAAAAUUUUUUGGAUUAAAACGUAAACACAAUAUUUAUAUUCAAGAUGGACGUGAAUUUAUUAAUAAUGCAAAUAGCCGAUAUUAUGAUUAUGUGUUGCAUGAUGUAUUUACUGGUGGUUCAGUUCCAUCUACACUAUUCUCAAUAGAAGCAUUAGGGCAAAUUAAAAGAAUUUUAAAGCAUGAUGGUGUGUUGGCUUUAAAUUUUGUUGGGUCUCAAAAAUGGCCACAUGUUAAAAGUUUAGUAUUAGUUGCAAAUACAAUUAAAGCAAUUUUCCCAUAUGUAAGGUGUUUCAGAGAAGGUUUACAAGAGGAUGGUUUUUUUCAGAAUAUGUUCAAACAAGCCACAAUACAGUUUUCUAUAACAUCAUUUAUUGCUUGA
Molecule: messenger RNA, 492 nt
Organism: Entrophospora sp. SA101
Lineage: Eukaryota; Fungi; Glomeromycota; Glomeromycetes; Entrophosporales; Entrophosporaceae
Source: the annotation of a GenBank genome assembly